Molecule: messenger RNA, 1713 nt
Organism: Phaeoacremonium minimum UCRPA7
Lineage: Eukaryota; Fungi; Ascomycota; Sordariomycetes; Togniniales; Togniniaceae
Product: putative high-affinity nicotinic acid transporter protein
Exons: 8
Coding region: 1-1713 (570 amino acids)
Biological process (GO): transmembrane transport
Cellular component (GO): membrane
Molecular function (GO): transmembrane transporter activity
Source: RefSeq, a predicted model, not a curated record
AUGGCAACGGCUCAAGGGGUUACCUUGGAGUCGUUCGCCCAUCUAGAUGAAAAGAAGAUCCUUCGAAAAAUGGAUUUGCGCCUGAUUCCCAUGCUGGCACUCCUAUAUCUGCUCUCAUUCCUCGAUCGUGGAAACAUUGGCAACGCCAAGAUAGAAGGGCUCCAGGAAGACCUGAACAUGGAGGCAAAUCAGUACAACUGGUGCCUCACUGUCUUCUUCUUCACCUACGCCGCCUUUGAGGUGCCGAGCAAUCUUCUACUGAAGAAGCUUCGCCCCAGCAGGUGGCUGCCAUUCAUCAUGGUUGGCUGGGGCACGGUCAUGACUUUGAUGGGCAUCGUCCAGAACUACCAUGGGCUUUUGAUAGCACGCCUAUUUCUGGGUGUUGCUGAAGCCGGCCUCUUUCCCGGUGUUGCUUACUAUUUGACAAUGUGGUAUUGUCGACACGAGAUCCAGCUCCGACAGGCACUAUUCUUCUCCGCAGCGUCGGUGGCAGGCGCCUUCAGCGGUCUUCUCGCCUUUGGGAUCUCGAAGAUGGACGGCGUGGGCGGAUAUGAAGGCUGGCGCUGGAUCUUCAUCCUCGAAGGCAUCGCUACCGUAAUCGUGGCGGUUCUGGCCUUCUUCGUCCUGCAUGACUUCCCCGAGACUGCCACAUUUCUCACAGAAGAGGAACGAGCAUUUGUGGUGUUUCGCUUGAAAUAUCAGGGCCAGGUACAAAACAAGGAACAAGGCGGCGCCGGCGUAGCCCAGGCCGAGGAGUUCAAGUGGAGAUAUGUCCGUGAUGCCUUCAGCGACUGGCAGAUCUGGGUCAACAUCUUUGUUUACUGGGGUAUCGUCUGCCACUUGUACGGUAUCAGCCUGUUCCUACCUACCAUCAUCGCGAAUCUCGGAUACAAGUCCAGUACAGCGCAGCUGAUGACAGUCCCAAUCUACAUCACUGCUGCUAUCCUUGCUGUAGUCUUUGCCUAUCUCUCGGAUCGAGUCGGAAAGCGAAGCCCCUUUAUCAUCGGAUUCUUGUGCAUGAUGAUCGUAGGAUUCUCAAUGUGUAUCACUGCCGACCCCGUCAAGCACCCCAAAGUUGUCUAUGGUGGUGUCUUCGUCGCGGCUUGUGCCAUCUACCCUGCAUUCCCUGGAGUCAUCUCUUGGCUCGCGAACAACCUUGCGGGAAGUUACAAGCGCAGCGCCGGCAUGGCCAUCCAGAUCGGUGUCGGUAACCUCGGUGGUGCCAUGGCAUCCAACUUCUAUCGUGCGAAGGAUAAGCCCAAGUAUGUCCUCGGGCACGGCUUGGAGCUCGGCUUCAUCUGCGCAGGAAUCGUUGCUGCUCUGAUCCUGAUCACAGGUUACACCACGAUCAACAGGAAGCGUGAGAGGAAGAUGGCCGAAGGUAGAAGCGUGUUCACGAGCGAGGAGCUUUCGGCGAUGGGCGAUCGGGCGUGGCCACGUCCCGCCAAUAAAAACAACUAUCAUCGAGGAACGGUUGAAAUCUCCGGCUCCAAGAAGCCGCCAUCAGGUCGUCACCCGACCAGAGUUGGCUUCGAGUGCGUUCCUGGCAAGCUCUUGGUGUUUAAGAUAUUCUUCCAAGCGCAUAAGGUGCCUGACGUCUUGAAAGUCUUCAUUUAUCGAGUCAAGCGCGAAAAGAAGCUGUUCAAGUUUCACAAGAACCGAAUUCGUGACGCAGUUGACGACCCAGAAAAGAGUCCCUUCUGGGUUAUCUGA